AUGACACCCCAAAACCUCAUGCUCCUUCCUCUUUCAACCCCUAAAUUAUCCAUUGGAUGCCCAAUACUAGAUGACUGCUUGGGGGGUGGGAUACCCUGCAACUCCAUAAUAGAAUUCGUAGGGGAGAGUGGUUUCGGGAAGACGCAGCUUUGUCUCCAACUUACGUAUCAGACAACACCGGCAGAUUUAAAAAAGUGGUCUGAAAUGUUCUUCAACAUAUCUGGGACAUUGAAGGGUUUAGCACAUAAGUUUGGGUUGGCGGUGUUUGUCACCAACCAAGUGGUGGAUUUUAUUGGGCCACAUGAUGGAGUGAAUGGGGUGAGGUUGGGAAACUUGGAGUCCCUAGACAUAUCAGGCAGACGGGUGAGUCCAGCUUUGGGACUGGCGUGGGCACAUUGCAUACAUUCAAGAGUGUUCUUGGCAAGACAUGAGCAAUCUAUUGGGGUUAACAUUCGUAAUGCUCCUUCAACAACUAUAUGUAGUGAAACACAUAGGACAUUUCACCUUGUAUUUUCCCCACAUCUGGCCCAUGCGUCGGCCGAAUUUGUAAUCAGAAAAGAAGGUAUAGUCGGAGUAUCACGGGCCUUUAAGUUCGCACUCACAAUUUACAUUGCAAUGGCAAUACCAGUGCUUUUAUUGUGGCCUGUAGAACCGCACCUUGAGCACUUUCUUGUAAUGGUGCCCUCUCCUUGCGAGAGAAUUCUUAUCAUCUUUCGUCUGCCUGGCAUGACCCUUGCCAUGGGAGGUAGCAGAACUCGACUUCGAACAUCUUCAGGAAUAUCCCACAUUCUGUGA
Prunus armeniaca (apricot) is the source of this 795-nucleotide messenger RNA. The record is from the annotation of a GenBank genome assembly. Lineage: Eukaryota; Viridiplantae; Streptophyta; Magnoliopsida; Rosales; Rosaceae.